This is a messenger RNA of Aspergillus steynii IBT 23096, 2866 nucleotides long. RefSeq names its product citrin. The record is from RefSeq and is a predicted model, not a curated record. Bases 353 to 2437 code for a protein of 694 amino acids. The transcript has 4 exons. Gene Ontology annotation, molecular function: calcium ion binding; L-glutamate transmembrane transporter activity; L-aspartate transmembrane transporter activity. Lineage: Eukaryota; Fungi; Ascomycota; Eurotiomycetes; Eurotiales; Aspergillaceae. Gene Ontology annotation, biological process: aspartate transmembrane transport; L-glutamate transmembrane transport; malate-aspartate shuttle.
UGAGCAUGAAAAAAGAAUCGAAAAAAAACUCUGUAGACUUUGCAUCUCCAUUUUUAACGACAAACCCCGUCAAAUCAAUCAAUAGGCCUUGUUUAUAAUUGAAUUCUCCAGCGACCAGAUCGAUCCCGAUUAUAAUUGUCAUUCGGGCCACCCCCCAUUUUUCUUAAUUUCCUUUCUCCACACACUUUUCCUUAUCCCAACCCCUUCAUAACCCCGUUCUCGUCACGCCUCCCCCCGACUCCUUCGAUUCCUCCUGCCGGGUUCCUUCUUUCUCGCGUGGACUUUCUGACCUUUCAGCGCUUUGGAUAGAUUGCUUUUUCUUUUUGGUUAGACUUAUUCUUAUCACCUCACAAUGGCCAGCGUGAAGGACGCAGUCAAGGAGUCCCUGAUGGGCACCUCCGACGAGCCUCAGCCGUCGCAGCAGGCAAAGGCCAACUUCCACCGCUAUGCGCGCAAGGACGAGGCCACGGGGGAGCUGUUCAUGACGGAAGACGAUUUCGUCGAGGCGAUUGCCCCCAAGCAUGAGGAUUAUCACAAAAUCCAGCGCGAACACUACGGCAUCCUGUUCAAGGUGGCCGACAAGCGGAGAUCGGGAAAAUUGUCGCUCGGAGACUGGUCGACUUUCGAGAACCUCCUGGCCAAACCAGAUGCGGAGUACGAGAUUGCCUUCCGACUGUUCGACACGGAUGGCACGGGCAGCGUCAAAUGGGAAACCUUCCACAGCCUCUAUAGCGUGAACAAGACCAAAGACAGCAUCCCCUUCGAUUGGAACUCGGAAUGGGCUUCCCUGUACACUGGCCGGACCAAGAGCCGCCACGACAUGAGCUACCCCCAGUUUGCUCAGAUGCUGCGAGGCUUGCAGGGCGAGCGUAUCCGCCAGGCAUUCCACGUUUUCGACCAGGAUGGCGAUGGUUACAUCGAGCCCGAGGAUUUCCAGCGCAUCAUCCUCGAGACGUCGAAACACAAGCUGUCGGACUACGUCCUCGAGAAUCUCCCGAGUCUGUGCAACAUCUCGACCGGCACCAAGAUCUCGUAUUCCACCGUGCGCGCGUUCCAGAACGUCAUGCGCGAGAUGGAUAUGAUUGAUGUCAUCGUGCGCGAGGCCACUCAGAAGAGCGACGACGGCAAGAUCACGCGUUCCGACUUCCUGAACGAGGCCGCGCGCAUCACCCGCUUCUCCCUAUUCACCCCCAUGGAAGCCGAUAUCUUGUUCCAUUUCGCUGGUCUGGAUGCGCCUUCCGGCAGACUCUCCCAGCGGGACUUCGCCAAGGUCGUUGACGCCUCGUGGCGUAUGCCGUUCGCUGUCGCCGGACAGGCCGCAUCGGGUGCUGCGCAUAAGGCCGCCGACAAGACCAAGACCAUCUUGUACAGUGUGCUCGAGUCGGUCCACCAUUUCGCGCUCGGAAGUUUGGCGGGAGCAUUCGGUGCUUUCAUGGUGUACCCCAUUGAUUUGGUGAAGACUCGCAUGCAGAACCAGCGAUCGUCCCACGUUGGUCAGAGAUUGUACAACAACUCUCUGGACUGCGCGCGGAAGGUCAUCCGGAACGAGGGUUUCACCGGUCUGUACUCGGGCGUUAUUCCCCAGCUCAUUGGUGUCGCCCCGGAGAAGGCCAUCAAGCUCACUGUCAACGAUUUGGUCCGUGGAUUCUUCACGAACAAGGAGAAUGGAAAGAUCUGGACCGGCCACGAGGUUCUCGCCGGUGGUACUGCCGGAGCGUGUCAAGUUAUCUUCACCAACCCUCUGGAAAUUGUUAAGAUCCGUCUGCAAGUCCAGGGUGAGAUUGCCAAGAACGUCGAAGGUGCUCCUCGUCGGUCCGCCCUUUGGAUCGUCAAGAACCUGGGAUUGAUGGGAUUAUACAAGGGAGCCAGCGCCUGCCUGCUCCGUGAUGUGCCGUUCUCCGCCAUUUACUUCCCGACCUACUCUCACCUCAAGACUGGCUUCUUCGGCGAGUCCCCAACCCACAAGCUUGGCAUUGUGCAGCUGCUCACUGCCGGUGCCAUUGCGGGUAUGCCUGCUGCCUACCUGACGACGCCCUGCGACGUGAUCAAGACCCGUCUGCAAGUCGAAGCCCGUAAGGGUGAUGUCAAAUACACCGGUCUGCGUCACUGCGCUUCCACCAUCCUGAAGGAUGAAGGUUUCAAGGCCUUCUUCAAGGGUGGUCCGGCCCGUAUCGUCCGUUCUUCUCCCCAGUUCGGUUUCACCCUCGCCGCCUACGAGCUGCUGCAGAACUGGCUUCCCAUGCCCGGCCACGGCGAGGUUACCCCCUCCGGACAGAUCGAGCCCGGCGUUGGUCUCCAGACUGCCAAGGCACCUCUCCCCUACCUCCGAUCAAGAAACGCUCUGAAGCUCAUCCUCGACAUCGACGAGAACAUCGGCCACACCUCGAUACCCCAGGCCGACAAGUGGCCUAAGUUCAUCCAACCCGCCAAGCAAUAAAUAAAGCAUGUCCCUGUAUUUCACUAGCGAUGAAUUGGUCCCAUUUUGUUGAUUUUUGUAUGUUCUUUGUCUUGGAAAUACCUUGUGUUCUUAUUUCAAUCCAACCCUCAUUUUUCUGGUUUCUCGGGUUUUGGUUUGGGGGUUUGAAAGACCAUCCGUCAAGAUUUCGAUUCCUUUGAUGUCCUUUUCCCCCGUGUUCAUACAGGAGCCACCUUUGCAUAUUGUAACAAAAAGCCGGAUAGACUAGGGGGGAUAUCGGUUUGACUAUUAUUCCCAUUUUGCAUGAUCCUAGACUUUCUAUCUUUCCUUAUUUCGACAAUCUGGGUGGAUGAGAUUGCAAUUUUUAAAAAGGUUUUGUGAUCAUUAGUGUAUCAUUGUUGUUUAGCCUUUCCUUUGAAAAAUAAUGCUAGAUGUCAAUUUGGUUUUGGA